Molecule: messenger RNA, 1090 nt
Organism: Lycium ferocissimum
Lineage: Eukaryota; Viridiplantae; Streptophyta; Magnoliopsida; Solanales; Solanaceae
Product: leucoanthocyanidin reductase-like
Exons: 5
Molecular function (GO): oxidoreductase activity
Source: RefSeq, a predicted model, not a curated record
AUCGGGCAAUUUAUAGCACAAGCAAGUCUUGAUGCUAAUCGAAGAAAUUAUAUUCUUGUUCGAUCAUUCCCAGAUAAUUUUCAUCCUAAGAUUAAAAUUAUCAAAGGAUUUGAAGAUAAAGGGGCCAUAAUAUUGCACGGUGCUAUAAAUAACCAAAAAUUCAUGGAGGACACACUAAGGAAGCAUGAGAUUGAUAUAGUAAUAUCAGCUGUGGGUGGUGAAAGUAUACGCGAUCAACUUGUCCUUGUUCAAGCCAUGAAAGCUGUUGGAACUAUUAAGAGAUUUUUGCCAUCAGAGUUUGGACAUGAAGUAGACAGGUCAGAUCCAGUGGAGCCAGGGCUAAAUAUGUAUAAAGAAAAGAGGAAAGUGAGAAGGUUGAUAGAGGAAAUGAGUAUACCUUAUACUUAUAUUUGCUGCAAUUCAGUGGCUUCGUGGCCUUAUUAUGAUAAUAAGCAUCCUUCCGAAGUUCUUCCUCCUCUUGAUCAUUUCCAAAUUUAUGGUGAUGGCACUGUCAAAGCUUACUUUGUAGCUGGUGCUGAUAUUGGGAAAUUCACAAUCAAAGCAGCAGAAGACAAUAGGACAGUGGAUAAAGGUGUACAUUUUCGACCACAAUGCAACUUCCUUAACAUGAACGAAAUUGCUACUCUUUGGGAAACUAAAAUUGGUCGAACACUACCAAGAGUCACCAUCACUGAGGAUGUCCUAUUAGCUGUUGCUGCAGAGAAAAUCAUCCCCAAAAGUGUGGUUGCAGCUUUGACACAUGAAAUUUUCAUAAGGGGCUGUCAAAUUGAAUUUUCAAUUGAUGGUAUUAAGGACCUUGAAGUCUGUGAUUUGUACCCCAAUGAGUCCUUUUGCACCAUGGAUGAGUGCUUUAAUGAUUUCCUUUUAAAGAUGGAUGACAUGCUCAAAAUGUCUAUUAACUAGAACAAGUUUGCAAUUUGUGCUAUUUAAUCCAACUAUCUGUCCUUUUAUCCUAAACACAUGGUGAAAGAGAAAUUUUUUCUCUCCAUUCUUCAUGAGUAAACUUUUGUAUUCCUUUUUCCUUAUUUUGAUGUAAUAUUUGCCCUUUUCCUUAUUCUUGAAGCAUUUA